AUGAGAGAAGCAGCGAUCAACAUCCCCACAGCUGCCAUGAGACCUUCCACCAACACCAAGGACUCCACCAGCUCACCAACUUGCUUAAAACUUCUUUUAUACCUGCUGAUAUGCAUGACAAUCGUGCUUUUCAUACUGGUUCCAAUAGUAUAUACGAAUUUGCCUGAUCAAACCCUAGAGUUUCAGAUCAACUCUCUUUCAGUCUCUCCCUUUCUAGUCUACUCCUCCUCCAUCACUGCCAAUUGGAACAUCACCUUACUUGCUAGAAAUCCUUAUAAGGACAAAAUCGUCUACUAUGACGCCAUUGAAGUUUCGGUUUUCUAUCACAAGCUGUUUCUAACUUCGUCGCAUAUAGCUAUGAAUGGAUCCUUGUAUCAAAGUCCCAAGAAUGAGUCAAUGCUGCAGGUGAACCUUGCAAUCUCAUCAGUGUAUAUGGGCAAUUGGAUGGAGGCGGCGGCCAUGCUGGAGGAGUGGAGGAACAGAGGUGUAGGGUUUGGUGUUAGAGCAGAGGCUAUUGUCAGGUUAGGCGACAGCGAAAAGAAUUUAAAGAGGAAGCUGUCUGCAUUGAUAAACCUCCCUAAGGGUGGCAGCAGGAACUGCUGGACUCUGGAGUCUAGAGAUGGGAUUGUUAUAUUCCAUUUGGAGUGA
Fragaria vesca subsp. vesca is the source of this 648-nucleotide messenger RNA. RefSeq lists its product as uncharacterized. The transcript has 2 exons. The coding region runs from base 1 to 648 and encodes 215 amino acids. Gene Ontology annotation, biological process: defense response to other organism. NCBI's taxonomy places the organism in Eukaryota, Viridiplantae, Streptophyta, Magnoliopsida, Rosales, Rosaceae. The record is from RefSeq and is a predicted model, not a curated record.